Molecule: messenger RNA, 570 nt
Organism: Elgaria multicarinata webbii
Lineage: Eukaryota; Metazoa; Chordata; Lepidosauria; Squamata; Anguidae
Gene: TRMT112
Product: tRNA methyltransferase activator subunit 11-2
Exons: 4
Coding region: 20-397 (125 amino acids)
Biological process (GO): tRNA methylation; peptidyl-glutamine methylation; rRNA (guanine-N7)-methylation
Molecular function (GO): protein heterodimerization activity
Source: RefSeq, a predicted model, not a curated record
AGUCUGGUGUCUAGAAAUCAUGAAGCUCCUGACACACAACAUGCUCACUUCACACGUGCGGGGAGUGCAGCCCGGUGGAGGAUUCCCUCUCCGUAUCCAGGCCACAGAGGUGAAAGUGAACAAUGUAGACUUCAACCCGGAGUUCACUGCCCGGAUGGUUCCCAAAGUGGAAUGGGGUGCACUGGUGGAGGCGGCUGAGAGUUUGGGUCACCGCUCAGACUUGCCCUCGGAGCUCCUCCCCGGCUACGAGGGAAACGAGGAUUUCCUUCGAAAAGUGCAUCAUGUGCUGUUGGAGGUGGAGGUGAUGGAAGGUGUCCUGAAAUGCCCGGAUACUGGGCACGAGUUUCCCAUCACGAAGGGUAUCCCCAACAUGUUGCUGAGCGAGAAAGAGACAUGAGCCCGUUUUGCUUCGAGGGAACUGUUGCGAGAAGCGAGAUUGGGGUGGUCCAUUCCUGUGGAAGGCCAAACCCCUUUAUUUUAUGUUUUUUUUCCGUUGGGAAAUGUUCUGAAAAUGUUCCAAGUUGUUGCUUCUGCGAAUAUUUAAAUAAAUGUGAGUUUUAAGGUAGAGAA